AUGUCAUUGCAACCACCCUCAAGACCAAUUCAGAAACAUGAUCAAAAAAAUAAUGAUAAUGUGUUACCUAGUAGAAUAACGCAUUCAUCAGAUGAUUAUGAAUUAAAUGACCAAGACAGCGUUGAAGUCCUUCAUGAAGAAAGUAUUGUCCAAGCUAUGGUCAUUGACAAAGAUAAAAUACUAGUUAAAACUACUACGUAG
Messenger RNA from Racocetra fulgida, 201 nucleotides. The record is from the annotation of a GenBank genome assembly. NCBI's taxonomy places the organism in Eukaryota, Fungi, Glomeromycota, Glomeromycetes, Diversisporales, Gigasporaceae.